CAGUGACGCCGGGCCGAGCGCGCGCUUCCCCCCCCCUCCAGGCUCCUGGAAAUUCUAUCCGCGCGAAAGGAAGGCGAAGGGAGGGAAGGGGAGAACGGAGGCCGUAGCGGCGCCUGUGCGCCGGGGACCUUCACGGGGGCGCCAAAGGGCAUAGAGCUACGCAUGCGUGAGGCCGGCUGAGGUGGUGACGGCGCAUGCGCCUGGUGUGCCUUGAAGGAGCAGGCAGGGGGACGUGCGCAUGCGGAUUUAUUUUCCUCCUAUGGCUGAGGGGAAAGGCCGAAUUGGCACCGCCCAAGGGGCGGGAGAACAAAAGCCAAGGCUCCGCCCCUGAAUUCCACCUCGAUCCCUGCGCCCCACGUUGCGCUUUCGGUUGCCUGAAGGAGUCCUAGACUCAGGUUGAACAUGCCUGUGUUGUGGAUAAUGCGCCAAGCUUCCCGAACAGGGACUCCAGUAUGCUUAAGUCUUACCCGACAUCUCAGCAACACAACCCCAAGAGCUUCCUACAAAUAUGUAAAUCUAAGAGAGGAGCCAACAGACAUGAAAUCCAUUACUGACAAGGCUGCACAGACUGUCCUAUGGACAGAACUUAUCCGAGGCUUGGCUAUGACCUUGAGCUACCUCUUUAGGGAACCGGCCACCAUCAACUAUCCCUUUGAGAAGGGUCCCCUGAGUCCCCGCUUCCGUGGGGAGCAUGCUUUACGCAGAUAUCCAUCUGGAGAGGAGAGGUGCAUUGCCUGUAAGCUUUGUGAGGCUGUUUGCCCUGCUCAGGCAAUCACCAUUGAGGCAGAGCCCCGUGCUGAUGGCAGCCGCAGGACCACUCGCUAUGACAUUGACAUGACCAAGUGCAUCUAUUGUGGAUUCUGCCAAGAAGCUUGUCCCGUUGACGCCAUUGUGGAGGGACCCAACUUUGAGUUCUCCACGGAAACACAUGAAGAGCUUCUGUACAACAAGGAGAAGCUGCUCAACAAUGGUGACAAGUGGGAAGCUGAAAUUGCUGCUAACAUACAAGCUGACUACUUGUACCGGUGAUGGAGCACUUACUACAACCCUACCACAUCCUCACCAGCCGAAGCCAAGUCUGCAAUAAAGGGCAUGCACUCAUUGUUUGUCUCCCUGUGUCUUGAGAAUGAGGAAGACAUUGUAGGCAAACUUUUUGAAGAUAAUGUAGAAUGCAGAGUCCUACUUGGAGAGGAAAGGAUGAGGGGGCACAUGAUCCAUCUUUUCUUUUAAUGUAGGAGUUUUUAUUGCUGUAAGGGGGGAAAUUUAAGAGGCAGUGUAAGGGUGUUGGUCUGGGAACAGUUGAUGGAUAAGGUGAGAGAAAGGAGAACCUAGAUCUGUUUUUAGACCUUUUUUGUUGUUGGAAAGAUUAUUUACUCUUAUAUUUCAGGUAGUGGCCUCAAACUUUUUGGACAGGUGUAUAUAUUUGGAAUUUUGGGUGUGUGUCAUUGGUGGAAUCACAAAAUGGCUUUUAUGUUGGACCUGGCUCCUAUUUCUGGUAGGGGCCCCAAACACACUCCUCAGACUCUGUGAACAUGCACACACACAAACUGCACAUAGUUCCCAUCUGCACAAAUUCCUGUCCUUUCUCUCCACCUUCCUGCCACCAGUUGGCUUACCCAAGCUUCUUCAUUUCUCACCAGCUAAACAGCAGUGACGGGGCUCCCCCCCUUUUUUUUACAAGGCAAACAAGAGUGUGCUGCAAAGCACUGGGCUCCAGCUACCACUUGUCUUCAUCUCGUGGGAAUGCACUUGGGCCCAUGUGUGGCACUGAGGCAGUGUGGGAAGAUGGCAGCAGCUGGAGGCCAGCGCUUCACUUUACAGUAAGCCCUGGGAACCACUGCAUUCAAAACAUUGUGGAAUCAAUUCAGAUAUUCUGGAAAACUUGUUAAGGGUUCCAUCAAGGUUAGAAACAUGAUGCAGGCAGAAAGCUACCUUUCUCCAAUGUGGGCUAAGCAAGAACCUUCCCCACUGACAGAAUACCUUUCCUCAUAAAGUAUGUUUUCUCACAUGAGAGGGAAUUUUAAAGAGGUAACUUACCUCCCUCCACCUUGGUGCAUUCAGUUUGGAGCAGUUGUAGGAAUCCUAUACUGUUUGUAGGAAUCCUAUACUGUUUGUAUUGGUUCUGAAUAGAGUUGAAAAAGCUGUUUUUGUACUAAGAUAGCUAUUGCUCAAAGCAUUCUUAUCUCUCUAUUCUGUGGUGAAAGCUUUAUCAGUACUUGCUUGUUUAAGAUAUACCUGGGUGGAUAAAGGAGGGACAUGUACUCAAAACAUAAAAAUGUCUUGCUUUGAGAAGCAGGCACAACCUUCAGCUACAAGAACUCUUGUCUGCCUCUUGCAUUUUGUUCAGUCCUAGAAAUCCUGUUCUCCAGGCAGAAAGCAUAGUCUUCUUUUGUUCACAUUGGUCUGCACCACUACUGGUCUGUAAUAUACUUAUGGGGGUUCCAGCAGGCCUCUCAGAAGCUGGGUUGCAUUAUCUCUGAACUCUGAAAAAUUUAAGCAGCCUUGAAAAACAGAAAUAUUCUUUCUCUUCCACCCCCACCCUCUCUUAAGGAUGGAGCCAAUUUCUUCUGCUGUUGGAACAUGAUCUGAAUUGUGUUGCACAUUGAAUUCCUGUUCUGAUGCCGUGUUGUCACGUAGCUUUUAUUUCUGUUGUGACAGAGCACCCACCCUAAAUUCUGGAGGCUCAGGGUCGUGUUAGGAUUCACUGGCCCUGUGGAACAGUAGCCUGUAUACCGUAUUUUUCCGUGUAUAAGACUAGGUUUCCCCCUAAAAAAUAAUGUCAAAAAUUAGGGGGCAUCUUGUACUCUGGGCCAUCUCCCUCCUAUUCUUCAAUCUGAGUCCCCAAAAAUAGGGGGCGUCUUAAACAUGGGGGUGUCUUAUAGACGGAAAAAUGCAGUAAUUUUCUUCUACCAACAACAUCUUUAAAACUAUCAGCACUUAAAAAACAAAGAUGUGACUUACGAGUAGGAAUGGGGAAGGUUGGAAUAAAGCAGUACUGGUGCAAAGAGGGGGGGAAAUCCCUACUUACAAACAUUGUAAGCGUGUUGAUAACAAUUUACUAUUGAUAAGCGUUUGAUCUCAAAAGUACACUGAGAUCUGCAUAUAAUUGUUUAUCACAAUGCUGGCUUCUCCUGAUGCACUGAUCAUAGCCAGGAGGAACAAUAGCCUCCUAUCUGCAUACUACUGUUUCAAUCAGUUCUAUCCAAUAAGGUCUGCAUGACCUGCUAGUUCAGUCUAUAGUAACCUGCUUAUCUCAAGAUUCUUCCUGUAAAUGCUUUCUCUUCUCACCAUCUCUUGUACAGGACAGGAAGCUUGAAACACUGAACAGUUGAAGGGUGCCAGCAUGAGGCUGGGGGAGGGAGGAGACUGAAUGCUGGGAGUGGGAAGUUAGUUGCCACCACAUUCCAGGCAGGAAAAGGUAGAUCGCUGUGUAUACCUCCAAUAUGUAGGAGAAGCUAUCUGAUUAGUGACAAACAUUUCCUAUACUGUACUGUAUUUCCACUGAUACGUUUUUAGUGAGGAUGAAUCAGUAUGUAUAACCAAACCUGAAAUAGUAUUUGAGACAUGUCACGGGAUAAAAGGAACUAAGAGGGAGUCAAAUGCUUUUCCAUUGGAGAAAAUGAAACUUGUAAACCGGGCAGCUGGUGCUGUAUAAGUCCCCAAGCAAGCUGGCAUUUCCACAUGUGUAGUUUUUCAAAUCAAAAUGACCAUAUAAUCUCUUAACGUGGCGUGGAUUUUAUUUAGAGCAAAGUUCAGUUGAACUACCUUGGUUUGAACAUGUAUAUGUCAUUGUAUAAAGGAUUGUCAUGAUG
This is a messenger RNA of Zootoca vivipara (common lizard), 3812 nucleotides long. It is a transcript of the gene NDUFS8, whose product is annotated as NADH:ubiquinone oxidoreductase core subunit S8. Gene Ontology annotation, cellular component: respiratory chain complex I; membrane. Gene Ontology annotation, biological process: mitochondrial electron transport, NADH to ubiquinone; mitochondrial respiratory chain complex I assembly. The record is from RefSeq and is a predicted model, not a curated record. NCBI's taxonomy places the organism in Eukaryota, Metazoa, Chordata, Lepidosauria, Squamata, Lacertidae. Gene Ontology annotation, molecular function: NADH dehydrogenase activity; 4 iron, 4 sulfur cluster binding.